Molecule: messenger RNA, 450 nt
Organism: Lodderomyces parapsilosis
Lineage: Eukaryota; Fungi; Ascomycota; Pichiomycetes; Serinales; Debaryomycetaceae
Exons: 1
Coding region: 1-450 (149 amino acids)
Source: RefSeq, a predicted model, not a curated record
AUGUUCAAUGCAUUGGAUUACAAUGCCAAGGUGAAAGUAUUGAUGUCACUCUCAUUUAAGUUGACUCUUGAAUGUGGUACAAUCAAAGAGCUCAAGCGUUACAUUAAUUUCUAUGUGGUGGCCAACAAUUUUAUCCGACAUGCAUUUUCUAUUGAUGUGGAGGAACCAAAUGAAACAAUAGAUUUGAAAGAAAACUUAUUGUACAUCAACAAAAUUAAUGCUUAUCACAUGGCAGAUUUAUUAAAACAACUACCACUUGUUUUCUCACCACUCGCCGGACAAAUGUUUAAACAAUAUUUUGAGUUACAAUUUGACCAUGAUAGAGCAUGUAAGCGAGUGUAUCUAAUCGUACCGGCUUUUUUGCAGGAGAAGUAUCGUGUCAAUAUCGAUGAUUCAACAAGAAAGAUUAGAAACACCUCACAAAUGAGAGUCAACCAAAUAGUGCCCUAG